This is a messenger RNA of Cannabis sativa, 2522 nucleotides long. RefSeq names its product probable glutamate carboxypeptidase LAMP1. The record is from RefSeq and is a predicted model, not a curated record. Gene Ontology annotation, molecular function: carboxypeptidase activity. NCBI's taxonomy places the organism in Eukaryota, Viridiplantae, Streptophyta, Magnoliopsida, Rosales, Cannabaceae.
UCAUAUUAUCCAAAAAAGAACCGACUUUAACUUAACUAGCAAAAAUAGCAUAAGCAUUAAGCAAUGUCUCUUUCGUUUACUUCCAUGGAUUUUCAGAGCUGGUUUUGUUACUAAAACCAGUCAUAAACUGUAGUAUAAUCUCAAUAAAAGAGACACAAAAGCCAUAACACUGAUCACAUAAACUAUUUAUAUAUAUAUAUAUAUAUAUAUAAAUAUGUUGAUUGGAAAAACCAAAAAAAUAAUGCUUAAAACAGCAACUUUUAUAGCCAUAGUCAGCUCCUUCGUCUUCUACCUCCUCUCACCGGUUCCCAAAUCCACAUACCAUUCCCUCUACACUUCCUUAUCUGAUAAUGCAUCCAUAUCCCACCACCUAUACACCCUCACGCGCCGCCCCCACAUCGCCGGCUCAGCCGCCAACGCCGAAGCCGCCGCCUACGUCUAUUCCAUCUUCACCUCCUCCGACAUUCCCACCCACAUAACCUCCUACCGCGUCGCCCUGAGCUACCCCGUUUCGCGUUCACUGAAGUUGAUCCCUCCGCCGCCGGAUCCGCCCCACGAGUUCGAGCUCCGACAGGAAGUCUACGACGAAGACCCUUACGCCGACGCGGCUAAAGAAGUCGUUCCCACGUUCCACGCCUACGCCAAGUCCGGCACUGCCGUCGGGCCGGUGGUCUACGUAAACUACGGACGCGUGGAAGACUACGCGACGCUGAGGGAGAUGGGUGUGAGCGUGAACGGCUCCGUAGUCUUGGCAAGGUAUGGAGAAAUAUUCAGAGGUGAUAUUAUUCGUAACGCGUACAAGGCUGGGGCGAUUGGGGCGUUAGUUUAUACUGAUAGGAAGGACUACGGCGGCGGCGGCGGUGGAGCUCGGUGGAUGCCGCCAAGUGGGGUCCAGAUGGGUACUACUUAUAAUGCGCUUGGGGAUCCUACCACGCCUGGGUGGGCGAGUACAGAGGAAUGUGAAAGGAUUUCGGAGACUGAGGUUGAGGAAAGUGGUGAAGUUCCGAUGAUACCUUCGCUGCCUGUGUCCGGUAAAGAUGGUGAGUUGAUACUUAUGUCGAUCGGUGGACAGGUGGCAAACGAUGAUUGGCAAGGGAGCGUUGACGCCCCUGUUUACAGAGUUGGACCUGGUCCGGGAAUUGUGAACUUGAGUUACACAUGUGGGGUAUGCAAUUUUUCAGGGGAGCUUGUGAUUGGGACAAUUGAGAAUGUUAUUGGUGUGAUUGAAGGAGCAGAAGAGCCUGAUCGAUUUGUGAUUCUGGGUAAUCAUCGAGAUGCCUGGACAUUUGGUGCUGUUGAUCCAAAUAGUGGAACUGCAGCUUUACUAGAGAUAGCUCAGAGACUAGGGAAGCUGCAAAAAAGAGGGUGGAAGCCUCGACGAACUAUCAUUUUGUGCAACUGGGAUGCUGAGGAAUUUGGCCUGCUUGGAUCAACUGAGUGGGUAGAAGAGAACAGGGAGUUGCUAGCUUCAAGAGCUGUGGCUUACUUGAAUGUUGACUGUGCUGUAUCUGAACCAAUGUUCUAUGCCUCUGCAACUCCACAGCUUGAUGAUUUACUCAUACAAGCUACUCAGCAGGUUCAAGACCCAGAUAACUCGUCGCGGACUGUGUACGAUUUAUGGCUAGCUUCAAGCAAUCCUGUGAAGAUUGGGAGGUUAGGAGGAGGAGGGUCAGAUUUCGCAGCUUUUGUUCAACACAUAGGAAUUCCAGCAACUAUGAUAGCUUUUGACAAUGGAUUCCCUGUCUAUCAUUCAUUGUACGAUGACUAUGUUUGGAUGAAAAAGUUUGGGGACCCUAUGUUUCAAAGGCAUGUUGCAGUGGCAAGUGUGUGGGGUUUGGUAGCUCUUUGGCUAGCAGACGCGGAGGUCUUGCCUUUCGAUUAUCUAUCCUAUGCUGAAGAGCUUCAGAAAUACACAAAGGAAUUGGAGAUUGAGAUCAAAGGUAACAAGGAUAUCAGCUUAACUCCUCUCUUCAAGUCAAUAGAGGAGCUUAGAAAAGCUGCCACCAUAAUAAACAACCAGAAAAAGGCAGUGGUAGAAAACAAAGGUUGGAAAUCCAUUUGGAGGAAAGAUCAAUCCAAGCUGAGAGAGCUUAAUGACAGACUCAUGAUGGCUGAACGAGCAUUUACAGACCGAGAUGGACUUUUAGAAAGGUCAUGGUAUAAGCAUUUGGUUUAUGGACCUUCCAAGUAUGAUGACUAUGGAUCUAAAUCCUUUCCUGGCAUUGAUGAUGCUGUUGAAAUGGCAAACAAAUUGAACACAGCUGAGUCUUGGAAACUAGCUCAACAUGAAAUUUGGAGGGUCUCCAGAGCUGUCAAGCAAGCCUCGCAGGUUCUUAACGGUGUACUCACAUGAGAAUGUAUGCGUUUAUAUUGGGAGCAUUUUUUCUCUUUUUGGUGAAAUAGGAAACAUGUUAUGUAUUAUAAGAUUUGUUUUAUGUAUUAGAUUAUGUAGUUAGACUUGGUUUGAUGUAUUUAUACUUCUAAUGAUUAAAAACUUUCCAAUGUCCACUCAUUCCAUCCCA